UUGACCAAGGAUCAUCAAGCUUCUCAUCCCGCAAGUCAUAAAUGUUUUAGAUUUGUGAUACUUGCAUUUGUUUCUCUCGACGUGAGGUGACCUCGCAUUUCGUUGGAUCCAAAGGCUGUGGUGCAAGGAUUAUACGACGAUGAGGCUGAGACGUGCUCUGCGGAGUUGCCACCGGUCUCCAGUGGUCCGGAUUUCAUUUGUCAUCGUCUCCUUGGUCUACAUUGUUCACUGCUUCUCGUUUACUACAGUCGUGAAUAUGGCUGAGCCGGGAAAAAAUGCUAUUUACCUUUACUCGGGCUACAUCGACAAGAGAAAAGCCCAACCAACAAUACGUCUCAUCGCUAUCAUCAAGCGCAAGACAAAGGCGCCCGAGUGUACGUAUUGGUCGGCAUCUAACAAGCGAGAAGUCAAGAGCGGUUCCAUCAAGCUCAUCAAAGAGAACUGGGCACUACCUUACUCAGCUGGCUUCAUCCUCUGCCCACUACCAUCCUUUGGACCCGACGACCCGGUCAUAAGAGUAGGAGUCACCACACAAUCUGCUGGUCCUGCACUGCUGGCAAACUCAGUGCCCGUCGAAAAUAUGGAGUCCAGAAAGAAGAUCGGCGAGAUGAGCGUGUGUGUCAAGCCGUUUCACUACGAGUUCAAUCGGGCUCUAUGGCUUGUUGAAUUUAUAGAAAUGUAUAAGCUAUUAGGUGCCGAUCAUUUUAUAUUUUAUAAUCACACAGUUGGACCAGAUGUCGAGGCUGUACUAAGAUACUACAUGCGACAAGGCAGUGUUGAAGUUCUACCUUGGAGUCUACCUGUGGAAACAAAAAAGGAUAUUCGAACAGAAGGAAUAUUCGCCAGUCUCAACGACUGUAACCUCCGCUCGGUCGGCCACUUCCCCCUGGCGGCGAUGGUUGACAUCGACGAGUUCCUCAUCCCCCGUAAGGACGAGAACCUUCUCGAGCUCGUCGCCAGACUCGGUACCACCUAUCAUGGCUACGUUUUCAAGAACGUAUUUUUCUACCUAUAUUGGGAGAACGACACGGCACUCCACGACCACCUCAACACCGAAGAGAACCUUCAGGUAAAUCUAUUCGGUGCUGACAGCCACAUGCCUUACCUGCUGACACAGACCAAGACGCGGCGAUUAGACCAGCCCCACAAGUACGGCGUGAGGUCCAAGUAUCUCGCCCGUCCUGACAAGAGCGUGGAGGUCGGCAACCACGUCGUGUGGGAGUACUUGCAGCCUGGCGGACGGACAUCUCUAAACGUGCCAGAGACCGACGGUCUCACGCACCACUACAGGAUAUGCGAGUUCGGCGGCUGGGACUGCCUCAAGCUGCCUAGCCACAUCGACCAGACGGCGCACCGCUACCUCGCUACGCUGACGCAGGCCAUCGCACGCGAGUGUGCGGGCAUCUUCCCUGGACUGCCGGCCUGUCCCGUGGCGCCCCCUCUCGGCUCCCCGUGGUGAUCCAGCUAUACGGUGUUGGUGAUCCAGCUAUACUGUGUUGGUGAUCCAGCUGUACGGUGCUGGUGAUCCAGCUAUACGGUGUUGGUGAUCCAGCUAUACGGUGCUGGUGAUCCAGCUAUACGGUGCUGGUGUUCCAGCUGUACGGUGCUGGUGUUCCAGCUGUACGGUGUUGGUGAUCCAGCUGUACGGUGCUGGUGAUCCAGCUGUACGGUGCUGGUGAUCCAGCUGUACGGUGCUGGUGAUCCAGCUGUACGGUGCUGGUGAUCCAGCUAUACGGUGGUGGUGAUCCAGCUAUACGGUGCUGGUGAUUCAGCUAUACGGUGCUGGUGAUCCAGCUGUACGGUGUUGGUGAUCCAGCUAUACGGUGUUGGUGAUCCAGCUAUACGGUGUUAGUAGCCAUUUUUAUGUGUGCUCAUGUCUGAACUAAUGCUACCAUGGGAGUGCCUAUUACAUCUCAUGGUAGAUACGCUAAGUGCCUUCUUCCCUCAGUGCCUCAUAGUUCUGGUGCUAUGUUCUGGUGCCUCAUAGUUCUGCUGUUACUGUGCCGUCAGUUCUAAAGAGAAGUUCUUAGAAUGCAUUUACAGCAAUCACUUUUUUCUGAAAGCUGCUUAAAAAAUAAUAUCUUUAGUACCGCUUUUAAUGACAAGGGUUAUUUUGACAUCGAAAUAAAUUUCUUAUUAUUUGUUGAAGUCGCUAAAAAAAUUUCUUACUAUUCACGUAAGAUAGCAGAACAUGCAGACAUGUUUCUCGUUUAAAUUUUCUGAUACGAGACAAAAAAUUGGCAGAAUUUGACUAACUCAUGAGACUUGCCUGACUGGCAGCAGUCUCAGUGGAG
Hyalella azteca is the source of this 2294-nucleotide messenger RNA. Its product is annotated as beta-1,4-galactosyltransferase galt-1. NCBI's taxonomy places the organism in Eukaryota, Metazoa, Arthropoda, Malacostraca, Amphipoda, Hyalellidae. The record is from RefSeq and is a predicted model, not a curated record.